This is a messenger RNA of Dreissena polymorpha, 3381 nucleotides long. Its product is annotated as ubiquitin-associated domain-containing protein 1-like. The record is from RefSeq and is a predicted model, not a curated record. Bases 70 to 1353 code for a protein of 427 amino acids. Gene Ontology annotation, molecular function: protein binding. NCBI's taxonomy places the organism in Eukaryota, Metazoa, Mollusca, Bivalvia, Myida, Dreissenidae. The transcript is spliced from 10 exons.
GUUUCCAAGCGUCCAGUGACUUGAAGAAUUUUGACAGGCAAUACAUUUUCUGUGUAAUGAAAACUAACCAUGUUUGUCUCCGAUACAAACAUUUUUCCUUCGUCUGGAAUGAAAAUUAGGAUUUCAUGCCCAGAUGGAUCCGAUUUAUUUCUUAGUUUUUUGCCAGAAGCCACGGUUGACAACUUGAAAGUAGCUGCACUUAGAAAUAUUUUAACAGAUUCUGCAAGCAGUCUUAAAGAGUCACUUUACUACAAAAUUAUUUUAGUCAGAACUUGCAAAUCGCUGGAGGAUGAAAAGACACUAUUGGAACAGGGUGUACAAGAUAAUGAUGAAGUCCUGUUAUUGAAAAGGAGACUUUUGCCUUCUCAGUUUGAAAAAUCAAGUGACAAAAAUAAACAAGAGGAGAUUAGAUCUAGCCCAACAGCUGCAGAUAUACAGAAGGCCACAUCUGGUCUUCCGGUGACAGACACACACACAUGCCAGGCAACUGUCUCCAGCACUGUUGAUUUUCAAACAGAGUUACGCAAGAUUCUCAUCUCGCUGAUCGAGGUCUCGCAGAAGCUGCUGUGCCUGAACCCAGAAGCUAGCAAGAUCUUCGAACAGGCCGAAGAGAUACUGCAUGAGCCGUCCUCAUCUAGAGAUGACCUGGAUGAUGACAGCAUACAGCAGCUCACUGCCAUGGGCUUCCCUGAACACAGAGCACGCAAGGCUCUCAAACUGAACAAACUGUCAGUGAUGUCUGCCAUGGACUGGUUGCUGCAGCAUGGUGACGACCCAGAUAUCGACCAACCCCUGCCUGACAAUACAGACACACUACAGAGCCUGGAGGGAGAGGUCGGGGCUGAAGGGGGCACGGCUACCAAUCUGGAUGAUACGGGGACUGACAUCUCUAGACACCGCGUGUCCAACAUCCUCAAAUCACUCAGGGCUUAUAAGAAACGAGAGUUUAAACCCAACCCAAAGGUAUUGCAGCAUCUGCUUGAGAUGGGCUUUGAUGAGAAGUCCUGUGUGGAGGCCCUCCGUGCAACAAGGAACAACGGAGAUGCCGCGUGUGAGAUGUUACUGAACAACCGCAAGCCUCCGCCAGACACCCUAGACGAGGGUAUCGAUCCGGAGAGCCCCAUGUUCAGAGCAAUCAUGGCCAAUCCUGUGGUACAGCUUGGCCUCAACAACCCCAGGUGCCUUCUGGCAUUCAUCCAGAUGUUGGAGCACCCUCACACUGCCAACCAGUGGCUCAGUGACCCUGAGACUGCUCCCCUGCUGGUCCACAUCUCCAGGAUCUACCACGCAGAGAAACACUCCCACCAGCAGCAGCAACAUGAAACCAGCACGGCAAUAACACAGUCCAGAUGAUCACCAGGGGCUUAAGCUACUCUAAUAGAACAGUUUUGAAUUGAAGCUGUUGUGAUGUUAAUUAUAGAAACAGUUUAACUCGGCUGUGAUGCCUUCAACACAUGCAAGUGUUUUAUUGGAGAUGUAAAGAUAACUUAUGUUUAAAAAAGAUUUUGUACUGCAUAUCACUGUGUUUGAUAAAUUUCAUGUAAUUAAAAUGUAGCUUGAAUAACUUACCUCCUAAUAUGCUUAUGUGAAAAUUCCAGCUAUGUAAUCAAGUCUCAAAUAAUGUAUUUCGGUAAAUUUUUAAUCAUUUUAUUGGUGUUUUUGUUUUUUAUCUGCAGCAAUGACUAAAGCUAUUUGUAUCUUCCGAAAUGGUGAUUCACAGAUAUUGGAGUUAAGCAUUUAUAUUCCCAUGGUUUGACAUUAAUGGAUUGUUAUUUAUUAUUUUGAUCUGUGUUUAACCAUAAGGGUGCCUUUUAAGAUAUAAACCAAAGUGCCAAAAGUUCAUUUUCUGCCAUUUUUUUACUUGUUUAUGUAUUAUACACUUACUUCUAGUAUAUUAGGGGGUCAAUAGAGAAAAUGCAUCACCUCUGGUCUUAUGACAUGCACAUAUUGUCACAUGGUUCCACUCCAAUUAUAUUUAUACCCAAAGGGAGCCACAUAGUUCUGGGCUGUCUGUCCACACUUUUUGGUUUCUGCUCUUUUACUCAUCCAGUUUACAUAUCAUAUUGUCAUCAAACUUUGUGAAAAUGUUGAUAAGCAUAACUAAUUAAGCCCAGAAUAUACAAUGAAACAAAUUCCAUACCUCAACGCUUUGCUGUUUCAAAGAUAUUUUAUUGUUUUUACUAUAAAAAUAUAAGGAAAACAAGUACUAUUACUUUUUUUUAUAUGCUGGGUAAAAAUUUAAGUGUUUAAAGUUGAUGGAGGGCAAUAACUCUGAAAAUAGAGGAGCACAGCUAAUGGUUCAUGUGCAAAACACACCCUCUCAAUGACCUACUACCUAUUAAGUAAACUUUGAAACCUCUCUGCAAAAAGAAAUUCAAGGGCUGAACUCCAAAGUGCCUGAUGAGAUUAGGCUGGUAAUUUGAAUACCUGGUUUGAUAUUUGGUGUUUUACAUUUCAUGGUGUUUCUCUACCAUGUUUGUUCAACUUGGACUUCAUACGUUGGUUUUGAGUAGAUUUGCAGUGCACACAAACCAUUAAUCCAGCUCCCCUAUUUUUAGAGUAACAGUCCCUUAAUAAUUUGGUUCUGAUUUUAUUUGAAUAACAAAUUCAAAUCAAAUCAUAACUGUCAACCAAAAACUAAUUUAUGUGCCCAGUUGGAUUUUACGAGGGCAUCUGUGUAUAAUGAACGCAUGUCUUCAUUAGGAAGUUAUUGACCUUUAUAUUAUUGAUAUUUUAAAUAAAUUUUACCUUUUUGAGAGUGAUGUGUUGAAGUUAUAAUCCAAAUUUUAUUAAACUGCAUCUAAAAAAAAAUAUGUGGGAAAGUGCACAUUAUCACGUUGCUCUGCUCCAAUCAGUUUUUUGGAAGUUAUUGACCUUUUCAUUACAAAUAGGACAUUUUUAAGAACUUCAUUUCAGCACAAAAUCUCAGAUAUCUUUAAUCCCCAUUUGAUGAAAGUAUACUUAUAUCCUUUUUUCCUAUAGUUCCAUCCAUUCCUAUAGAUUCUGCCACUGAUGACAUAUUUCUGAUAAAACUAGUUAUUGAUCUUUAUUUAAAGCAUUAUAUCACAAGGAUGUUGUUGAUUUUUAUCAAAACACAUGGAUUUUAGCUUUUAUUUGGAAAAAAAGUGUGUGCAAAUUAAGCAUAGAUUGUUUAAAGGCCAAUAAUUUUGAAAAUAUUAACAUUGAAACAGUAUGUUGUUGUUUAAUUUUCUAUAAGAAGACAUCUUUAAUGAUUUAUCAAAAUGAUGACUGAACAGAUUGAUUGGAAAGAUAUGAACAAAACAGUGUUUCUUCCUAGAAUUGGCCUGUUUAUAGAGAAAUAUUUGAAAUGUAUUUUGCUUUACAUGUAUUUUGUUUAUAAUAAAUAACAUUUGAAUCAAA